GAAUAAUAGCAAAAUGACUAAAUUCCAUAGUCCACGUGGAAAAAAAGGAAGUAAAACCUUCCAUUCUAAUUCCCCUCCCACUCACAAAUCACAAUCACAAAACUCACAAUUUUCACCAACACGCACGCAACCAUGGCGCCACUUCUCCCUCCUCCGCCUCCCUGUACCAUCCGUACGCUUCCUUCCACUGUCCGUGACUCGUGACUCAGUAUUUGGUGCUCGUCGCUUCCCAGCUGGUUGGUUGUAUUUAGGUUUUCCUUUCUUUUCUUUUUUCUCAAAACUUUCAAUCCUAUAACUCUUACAUUGCAGAAUUGCAUCAUCGUAUGAUUUAUUGUUUAAUUUGUCGAUUUGAUUUGAAAUAUUUGUGUUUCUGUUCCUGUACUUCGUUGAUUUGGUCUGUGAUUAAAACAAAAUUUUGAAUUAAUUUUAAUAUUAGUACCAUUUAAUCCCUGUCGAAAAUGAAGAUUCAAUGAUUCUUCGUCUCCUUCUUGGAAUAUACCAAUUCCAUUGAUUUAUUUGAAUCAAAAAAAAAAAACCCAAAUCAAAGAUUCAAUUUUUUGUUAUUUAAAAAAAAAAAAAAAAAAACUCUUUUUGGUAAUUUUAAUGUGCUGAAUGAUCACGAAAACAAUAUCUGUACAAGAAUUAGGGUUCAUAUUCUUUGUGGGAAUUGGGAAGGAUGAGAGCGAGAGUGAUAGUUUUUCCGGUUAGAGGGAGGAACUGGUGCUUCAGCAGAUCCGUUGAGCCUCUGGUUUCAGACUCUGCAUCUUCCCCUCCCUCUCAGACUCCUUCAACUCUCAAAGACCUCUGGAAGAAGUACAAUUCCAAUGCCAAUGACAAGGCCAUUGCCAAUCCUUUAGCUGUCAACGCUGAGCUCCUUGUCGAUUUUGUCUCUACCAAGAUGAACAUAGCUUGGAUCGGUCUGGAGAAGUCGCCUCGAGGAAGUUUUAAGAACAAGAUUCAUGGAUUGGGAUUGAAGCUGUUGUCUCGUGUUAAGCCGUCUGAGAUUUUCCUAAAAUCGAUCUCUAAUGAGGUCACAGGUGUUGAAGUUAAAUACCCUUCCAGCUUAAACGCACGACUUGUGCGUAGGAGGUUACGAUAUAUUGCCAUGAGGGGAUCUAUCAUACACAGAAAGUAUUUAUAUGGUUCGGUUACGUUGCUUCCUCUGACAUCAGCAUGUGCUGUUUUGCCUUUGCCUAAUAUUCCCUUCUUCUGGUGUUUAUUCCGUACUUAUUCUCAUUGGCGAGCUCUCAAGGGAAGCGAGAGGCUCCUUAAGCUAGUCUCAGAUAGCUCUGUGGCACCAAGUUCCACUACCGAUGGAAAUAAAAAUGAGCAUAUUGACUCUCAGCAUGGAAGCAAAGAGAGAUUCAAUUCUCCUUAUGUUUUGCAGCCAUCGACAGAGCUUGAGGAGCUUCUUUGCCAUGGAGGCGAGCGCGAGGGUCUCAAAGAAUGUGCUAUAUUGGAUAUCUGCAAAAUCUAUGAUUUGAACACAAAUGACGUUCUAAAGUACCGGGACUCGAUGUAGUUACAUCGUUGCAUUUGUUUUCUAUUGGGGAAAGAAGCUUCUUCUUUUUCUUCCUUUGUUGAACAUUUGGCCUAAAGGUCCAAGGAAAUUUUGAACUAUGAGGAUGGACAGCAUCCGUGGUCCAGCUGAAAUAAGAGGACUCCCAAUCCCAAAUGCACCCGCAUAUCAAGUUUUGCCUUUCCAAUUCAUCCUUUUGUUUACUUAUUAAAUAUUAUUAUUUAUAUCUAAAAAAUAAGUAAAUUAAGACUU
Pyrus x bretschneideri (Chinese white pear) is the source of this 1771-nucleotide messenger RNA. RefSeq lists its product as uncharacterized. The transcript is spliced from 8 exons. The record is from RefSeq and is a predicted model, not a curated record. Gene Ontology annotation, biological process: proton transmembrane transport; potassium ion transport. Gene Ontology annotation, cellular component: mitochondrial inner membrane. Bases 677 to 1522 code for a protein of 281 amino acids. Lineage: Eukaryota; Viridiplantae; Streptophyta; Magnoliopsida; Rosales; Rosaceae.